AUGGUCAAGAAGAGGGCGAACAAAUCCACCACCGCCGAUGGGAGCGCCAUGAUGUCCGCCUGUCGAGAAUGUCGGUUGUCCAGGCUGACAUUUCUUGUCUUUUUCUACAGCGGUCGCAACAAGAACGGCCGCGGCCACGUCAAGCCCGUGCGCUGCUCCAACUGCGCUCGUUGCACUCCUAAGGACAAGGCGAUCAAGAGAUUCACCAUCCGCAACAUGGUUGAGUCCGCUGCCAUCCGUGAUAUCUCUGACGCCUCCGUUUUCACCGACUAUGCCGUCCCCAAGAUGUACCUGAAGCUGCAGUACUGCGUCUCCUGCGCUAUCCACGGCAAGAUCGUUCGUGUCCGCUCCCGGGAAGGUCGUCGUAACCGCGCUCCUCCCCCACGUAUCAGGUACAACAAGGAUGGCAAGAAGCUGGCUCCCCCUCAGGCCGCCAAGGCUAUGUAA
Aspergillus thermomutatus is the source of this 447-nucleotide messenger RNA. It is a transcript of the gene RPS26, whose product is annotated as 40S ribosomal eS26 domain-containing protein. Gene Ontology annotation, molecular function: structural constituent of ribosome; mRNA binding. Gene Ontology annotation, biological process: translation. Bases 1 to 447 code for a protein of 148 amino acids. The transcript is spliced from 5 exons. Lineage: Eukaryota; Fungi; Ascomycota; Eurotiomycetes; Eurotiales; Aspergillaceae. The record is from RefSeq and is a predicted model, not a curated record. Gene Ontology annotation, cellular component: ribosome; cytosolic small ribosomal subunit.